GUAUCAUUGCCAUUGCCGUUGCCAUUGCGAUCCUCAUGUCUAAGAUCAUGUCAGCACCUACACUUCAUCAUUUCUCUUCUCUCUUCACCCUUUUCAUAGUUUUGCUUCACCACUCCAACGCUGACGUUGGCACCGCUUCUCGUUACUCCCCUCCAUAUUUACCAUCCGGGUGCUACGGUACCGAAGCGACGCAGUUUCCGUCGAGCAAUCUUUUUGCGGCGGCGGGAGAUGGAAUAUGGGAUAACGGAGCUGCGUGUGGGAGGCAAUACCUAGUGAGGUGUAUAAGUGCGGAGCAACCUAGGACUUGCAUUCCAGACCAGAGUAUUCAGAUUAAAAUUGUUGAUUACGCUGCCACUGCCGUGUCGCCGGCUUCCGCCGGCGGCACCACCAUGGUUCUUUCCGAUAAGGCUUUCGGGACUAUAGCUAACAUGUCUGCCACCUUGAUCAACAUAGAGCUCCAACAAGUGUGAUAAAUCUGGUAAUUAAUUGCUACAUUCCGUCUUCGAGAGUGAAGUUGCCCUAUCUUCAGUUUGAUUGGUGAAUGAUUUGUUUUUGUGUCUGGAGUUGGGAAAUUCAAUUAUUGUUGUUAUUAUUUUGAGAAAGCGUGUGUGUGCAAAUUCGUAGUUUUUGCUUUAUUUUUUAUUUGGGAAUUUUCCGAGAGGCUGCAGUGUUUUUGGGUGUUUGUAAUCGAAAGGAAAUUUCCUGGAUGCUCUCUGGCUUUGAAUGAUUCUUUGCCCGCCCAUGAUUCUUCUUCACCAAUAAUACUAGUAUCAUGUUAAUUAAA
Glycine soja is the source of this 784-nucleotide messenger RNA. Its product is annotated as EG45-like domain containing protein. The transcript has 3 exons. The coding region runs from base 36 to 470 and encodes 144 amino acids. The record is from RefSeq and is a predicted model, not a curated record. Lineage: Eukaryota; Viridiplantae; Streptophyta; Magnoliopsida; Fabales; Fabaceae.